Molecule: messenger RNA, 1036 nt
Organism: Diversispora eburnea
Lineage: Eukaryota; Fungi; Glomeromycota; Glomeromycetes; Diversisporales; Diversisporaceae
Source: the annotation of a GenBank genome assembly
AACUGGAAAUGAACUUACACCUUCAGCAAAAUAUGAUUUUAAAUUCAAAGAUUAUGCACCGUGGGUUUUCCGUCACCUUCGUGAAUUCUUUAGUAUCGAUGCCGCAGAUUAUUUAGUUUCUUUAACAAGUAAAUAUAUUUUAUCCGAAUUAAAUUCACCCGGAAAGAGUGGAAGUUUCUUUUAUUUUUCAAGAGAUUAUCGGUUUAUCAUUAAAACGAUACAUCAUACUGAACAUAAGUUCUUGCGUAAGAUAUUAAAGGAAUAUUAUGAGCACGUGAAGAAUAACCCGAAUACACUCCUCUCUCGUUUCUACGGAUUACAUCGAGUUAAAUUACCUCAUGGACAUAAAAUUCAUUUCGUAGUAAUGAAUAAUAUUUUCCCACCCCAUCGAGAUAUUCAUGAAAUAUAUGAUUUAAAAGGUUCAACCGUUGGUCGUGAAUAUAAUGAACAACUUGCUGUAAAUAACCCUCGGGCAGUUCUUAAAGAUUUAAAUUGGGUUAAUCGCAAUCGUUGUUUGGAAUUUGGACCUGAAAAACAAAAGAUUUUUGUUGAACAACUUAAAAAAGAUGUUGCGCUACUUCAAAGAUUGAAAAUCAUGGAUUAUAGUCUCUUAGUUGGUUUGCAUGACACUUCUCGAGGGAAUAAGGAUAAUAUUCGUGAAACUUUCUUUGUUUUCCAACCCAACACAAAGAAAAUCGAACGUACGCCAUCAACUCAUAAACGAGAAAGUAAAGCCUCCAAAUUACGUAAAGUAGUUGUUCAAGCGGAUCCAGUUAAAUUGGGACCUUCUUCUACCAAGCUUGUACUAGAUCAUAACAACCGUCGUAAUUGUAUAUUUUACAUGGAUGAUGGUGGAUUUGCUGGUACCGAUGAAAAUAACAAUUUAACCAAUUAUAUAUAUUAUUUGGGAGUAAUUGAUAUUUUGACACCUUACAAUACUGUUAAAAAAAUUGAGCACGCUUGGAAAUCCAAAAUGAUAUCAGCUGUACAUCCUCGAUGCUCGAACAAUUCAAACAAUUCAUCCACUUCAUCAUAA